AUGAAUCGGCUAUUCGGUACGAAGAACACGGCACCCAAGCCAACGCUAGAUGGGGCCAUAACCAAUGUGGAAACACGCAUUUCCAGCAUUGACGUCAAGCUGGCGGCUCUCAACUCGGAACUAUCUACCUAUCAAACCAAGAUCUCCAAGAUGCGCGACGGGCCGGGAAAAACCGCGUUACGGCAGAAAGCCCUCAAGGUUCUCCAGCGACGGAAACAGUACGAAGCGCAGCGGGAUCAGCUGUCGCAGCAGUCAUGGAAUAUGGAGCAGGCGGGCAUGAUGCAGGAUAAUCUGAAGAAUGUGAUGACGACGGUUGAUGCUAUGAAGACGACAACCAAGACCCUCAAGAAGCAGUAUGGUCAGAUUGAUAUUGAUAAGAUUGAACGGCUGCAGGAUGAGAUGGCGGAUUUGAUGGACGUGGGGAAUGAAAUCCAGGAAAGUAUAUCGCGGGCGUAUGACGUUCCCGAGGAUGUCGAUGAGGCGGAACUCGAUGCGGAAUUGGAGGCGCUAGGCGAGGAGACUAUGAUGGAGAGCUCGAUGGCUGAUAGUGCUAUGCCUAGCUUCCUGCAAGAUGAGGUGGCGCCGCCGCAGUUCAUUGAUGAGCCCCCAGAGCAGACUAAGGUUAAGGAGCCUGCUAGUGGGUUGGGUUAG
This is a messenger RNA of Aspergillus niger, 651 nucleotides long. RefSeq lists its product as uncharacterized. Gene Ontology annotation, cellular component: multivesicular body. The transcript is spliced from 2 exons. Gene Ontology annotation, biological process: vesicle budding from membrane; late endosome to vacuole transport via multivesicular body sorting pathway. The record is from RefSeq and is a predicted model, not a curated record. Lineage: Eukaryota; Fungi; Ascomycota; Eurotiomycetes; Eurotiales; Aspergillaceae. Bases 1 to 651 code for a protein of 216 amino acids.